AUGACCGCCAACCCACCAAAAAGCGAUGCCAUAAUCAUUGGCAUCGACUUUGGGACUACAUAUUCCGUCACAAGCUGGGAUUCUCAACUUAACCAUUGUUCGGACGUCGAAAAGGCGCCCACACAGCUCUUCUACGAUGAGAAAGCUCAGGGUGUCAAAUGGGGCUAUGGUAUCCCUUCCGAGAAUGAGCCACUGAAGUGGUUCAAGCUAUUGCUUCUUGAACCCAAGGACAUUCCUGUUGAAGUUGCGGCUUCGACCCAACUUCAGGAAGCUCGUCGCCUCCAGAACAAGGUGAUGAAAGAUCCUAUUGAGAUUAUUGCGACCUUCCUUCGCAACCUUUGGGAUCAUACCACUGAGUCUAUCAAGCGUACCCUUGGCGCCGAUUUGGUCCGACGAUGCAAACUGCAGGUCGUAAUCACGUUGCCAGCCAUCUGGCUUCCAUAUGCUCAGCAGCGAAUGAAGCAAGCCGCUCACCAUGACUACUACCGCCUUCUCUCAGGUAGCGCAGUCCAGACCUCUAACACAGUCUACUGCACAACGACAUACCCUCCGCCGGCAAGAGCACCUAACGGCUUAGCCAGUGUUCGAGAACUUUGCACUGUCACCUGGAACAAGACCAUUGAUGUCAGGAAGCUUCCAAAAUGGACUAAUUGCCAGCGUCAAACUUUGUCGAAGCUCAACUAUCGCAUUCAGAUGGAUUGUGAAGAUGGAACUGUGAACUUCAAGAUCAUUCACAAGGGUGCCAGGGUCGGCGAACAAAACUUCGAAGUCUAA
Molecule: messenger RNA, 774 nt
Organism: Fusarium fujikuroi IMI 58289
Lineage: Eukaryota; Fungi; Ascomycota; Sordariomycetes; Hypocreales; Nectriaceae
Product: related to hsp70 protein
Exons: 3
Coding region: 1-774 (257 amino acids)
Source: RefSeq, a predicted model, not a curated record